AUGUCUCUUCUACUCACUAUCUUUGCCCUCGUACUUAUCGCAGAGGUCAUCUCUUGGAUAGGCCAAUCCGUCCUUCUUGAUUUCUUCUACUCUCUCUAUCUGAGAAUAUUUUACUCCUCCCGUGCUGAACAGCAGCGAAAACUCAAAGCAGAGAUCCUAGCUACAAAAGCCGAGCUCUUAAAGACGAGUGCCCAAGACGAGUUCGCCAAGUGGGCUAGGCUGAAGAGAAGUGUGGAUAAAGGGCUAACGGAUUUGGAGAAGCUCAAUGGAGAACUGUCUUCCAUAAAGUCAUCCUUUUCCAUGAAAUUUACAGCUGCCAUUUGGAUGUCAACGACCGGUGCUCAAUUCGUUGUAGGGUGGUGGUAUCGCAAGGCUGCUGUAUUCUAUCUACCAGAUGGGUGGUUUGGACCGGUGGGGUGGUGGAUGUCAUUUCCAUUUGCGCCGAAAGGUUCUGUAAGUGUAGGAAUGUGGCAAAUGGCGUGCAGAAGGGUUAUCAAAGUAGGAGAAAGGGUUGUGAAGGACCUUUGUGUGCCGACUGAGGUCAAGGCUGAAGCGGCGGAAAGCAAAGCCGAAUGA
Messenger RNA from Guyanagaster necrorhizus, 576 nucleotides. RefSeq lists its product as uncharacterized. Lineage: Eukaryota; Fungi; Basidiomycota; Agaricomycetes; Agaricales; Physalacriaceae. The transcript has 5 exons. Gene Ontology annotation, biological process: tail-anchored membrane protein insertion into ER membrane. Bases 1 to 576 code for a protein of 191 amino acids. Gene Ontology annotation, molecular function: protein-membrane adaptor activity. The record is from RefSeq and is a predicted model, not a curated record. Gene Ontology annotation, cellular component: GET complex.